This is a messenger RNA of Plasmodium coatneyi, 1050 nucleotides long. RefSeq names its product Fe-superoxide dismutase. Gene Ontology annotation, molecular function: metal ion binding; superoxide dismutase activity. Lineage: Eukaryota; Apicomplexa; Aconoidasida; Haemosporida; Plasmodiidae. The transcript is spliced from 10 exons. Gene Ontology annotation, biological process: superoxide metabolic process. The coding region runs from base 1 to 834 and encodes 277 amino acids. The record is from RefSeq and is a predicted model, not a curated record.
AUGCUGUUCAUUACAACCCUGUACUGCUUGAUGCAAGGGAUAUUGAAAGGUUCUAAGAGAGGCCGCCCGUUGGCCAUCACCGAUUUGCUGCGCGCCCGCGCUCGGGGACUCAAAAGAGCCGACAAGCUGGGGUUCCUAUCCUUCUUCGGCCGUCCAUCUGAAGUGAAAAAUGAAUCCAAGUGUGCAUCCAAAGUGGACGACAUGCUGUAUGACAGUUGGGGUGUCAAACCCCUGUGGGAGUCGAAACCGUUUUCCUUAAUGAAGCUUCCAUUCAGUCCCCAAAAUAUGUCUCCCUUCCUCAGUGAAGAAUCGGUGAAAUACCACUACAGCAAGCACCACGCCGCAUAUGUGAAGAACUUAAAUAGUUUAGCCGAACAGCAUGGUGAACUGAGGAACCUCACUUUGGAAGAGGUGAUAGGAAGAUACUCCGGGGCGAUUUAUAACAAUGCAGCCCAAAUUUUUAACCACAACUUCUUUUGGUUGGGACUGAAGGAGCAUGGAGGUGGGAUGCCUUACGGAGAAAUAAAGAACAAAAUCGAAGAGUCCUUUACGACCUUUGAAAAUUUUAAAGACGCCUUUUUGAAGGAAGCAUCAGGUCAUUUUGGGAGUGGCUGGAUAUGGCUAAUAAUGAAGGACAAAAAGCUGAUCAUCUACCAAGGACACGACGCCGAUAAUCCGAUAAAAAAUAACAUUGGACACCCCAUCUUAACGCUAGACGUUUGGGAGCAUGCUUACUACGUGGAUUACAAAAAUGCCAGAGGGGACUACGUGAAAGAAUGGCUGAACAAAGUGAACUGGGAUUUUGCCAACUACAACUUAUCCGCAUUAAAUUAGCCAAAAGGGAAAAGUAUAAAAAUAGGAAAAAGGGAAUAUGUUAAAAUAGCUGUUCAUUUUUGUGUCUACAAUUGGCGCAGCAAGUAAGGAUCCCUAUUUCGUAGCGACUCUUUUCAUCACUUCCGUUUUUUUUUGGAAUAGUCCUAAGUUGUGUUUUUACACGUUCGACACGCAUGUAUUUUUAUGUUCAUGUAAGUUUUAAAACUUUGCGAAUUU